This is a messenger RNA of Anastrepha ludens (Mexican fruit fly), 1179 nucleotides long. RefSeq names its product jerky protein homolog-like. Lineage: Eukaryota; Metazoa; Arthropoda; Insecta; Diptera; Tephritidae. Gene Ontology annotation, molecular function: DNA binding. The transcript is spliced from 2 exons. Gene Ontology annotation, cellular component: nucleus. The annotation marks the transcript as partial. The record is from RefSeq and is a predicted model, not a curated record.
UGUGGCGAGAUUCUCUCUAGUGAUGUUGCUUCAGUCACCCCGUUUAUUCACAGAUUUCGUGCAAAAGUCGAUGAGAUGGGGCUAAUGGAGUCACAAAUAUAUAAUGUAGAUGAAACCGGAUUAUUUUACCGUUGUUUACCUGACAAAACAUACGUCUCUCUUUUCGAGAAAACCGCCCCCGGGUAUAAAAUCCAGAAGGAACGAAUUUCAGUGUUACUUGGUGUAAAUGCUGAUGGAUCACAUAAAUUAAUGCCAUUAGUAAUUGAAAAAGCAAAAAAACCAAGAAGUAUCCAAGGAUUCAAUAAUCCACUCCAUUACAACUUUUCCAAAAAUGCUUGGAUGACAUCUCGGAUUUUUCAUGAUGGGUUUCACAACAUAUUUAUUCAUGAGGUGAUUCGUUUCUCUCAGGAAAAUAAUUUGCCUCCGAAGGCAAUUUUGCUAAUUGACAACUGCUCUGCUCAUGCACCAAUUGAGAAACUUCAAAGCGACGAUGGAAAUAUAAUUGCAUUUUUCUUUCCACCAAAUGUAACAGCAACUUUACAACCAAUGCAUCAGGAUCCUAUUAAGUUAACCAAGCUAAACUACAGAAGUAUGCUUCUUUCUCAAUUAAUUGCUGAAGGAGGUGACCUCAAGGUUCGCUUGAAAUCCUUUUCAAUUCGAAAUGCAAUCAUGCUAUUAAAGCAAACUUGGUAUGAUGUUCCAGAAAGAGUAAUAAAAAAGUCCUGGUCAAAGUUGAACAACUGGGACUCUGAUCAGUAUGAAAGUGAUGACGAUGAUGUGCCACUAGCACAGCUACUGCAAAAAGAUCAAGACUGCAAUGGAGCUCUUCAGGCAGCUCAAGCUCUUUUAACAGAAAUAGAGCCAACUAAUAACAUAAGCAUACCAGAAAUUGAAAUAUGGAACAAUGAUGUGCUUGAUGACGACCCUGCACAUGAUCUCAAUAGCGAUGAUGAGUCUUCAGGCAGCAGCGAAUUUGAUGACCGGGAGGUCUUACCAGUUGUCUCUACUUCUACAGCCAUUGAAAGCGUCAAUAAUUUAAUAAAAUGGUGUACUUAUAGUGAAUCGUUUUCCGCAAAGCACACAAGCAAUCUGCUAGCUCUUCGCAAUGAGAUUGUUAUUGCAGAAACAAAUAAAAGGAAGAAGCAAACAGCAAUAACAAACUACUUGACUGCAAAUUAG